CUCAGGUCAGAUCAUUUCAGUUUCAGUGAAUAUUCAGCGAUAUUGGCAUCAACAAAAUUUUUUGCUAAAUAGACAAUGACUUCAAAGGAAAAAGGUUUCGCGACGAUAGCUAUCCAUGCUGGGCAAGAUCCUGAUCAGUGGAAUCAUUGCUCGGUUGUACCACCUUUGGUGAUGUCAGCUACUUUUAAGCAGGAUGAUCCAGCACAGCUUAAACGUUUUGCAUAUGGCAGAAGCGGCAAUCCUACGCGUGACGUUCUGGAGACAUGCCUGGCUGCUUUAGAGAAUGGCAAACAUGCUUUCUGCUUUUCUUCUGGAUUAGGAACUCUUACUGCUAUUAUAGGUCUAUUGGAGACAGGAGAUCAUUUGGUUGUCGGAGACGAUCUUUACGGUGGAACCAUUAGUUACAUCCAAAAAUGCGGUAGCAAACAAGGCCUGAAAUACACCUUUGUUGACAUGACUGAUGUACAGAAUGUUAUAGAUGCCAUACAACCAAAUACAAAAAUGAUAUGGCUAGAGACGCCGACAAAUCCUUUGAUGAAACUGACAGAUAUAAAGGCUGUUACUGAAAGUCUGAAAUCUCGUCCAGACAUUAUACUAGUGGUUGAUAAUACAUUUUUGACAUGUUACUUUCAAAGACCUCUUGACCUUGGUGCCGAUAUAUCGAUGUAUUCAUUGACAAAGUAUAUGAAUGGCCAUUCGGACGUCAUUAUGGGUGCCGCUAUAACGCGCCGGAGCGAUCUCGGACAGAGAUUGAUCAACCAAAAUGUCAUGGGAAUUAUUCCAUCACCAUUUGAUUGUGCCUUAGUCAAUCGUAGCUUGAAAACGCUCGAACUGAGAAUGCAGAAACACAUGAAAAAUGGUUUAGCCGUAGCCAUGUUUCUUGAUUCUCAUCCUAAUAUCGAGAAAGUGAUUCAUCCACUUCUCUCAUCACAUCCGCAACAUCAGCUUGCACUUACACAACAAACAGGGCACAGCGGAAUGGUUUCUUUCUAUCUGAAAGGCGAUUCUAAGCGCUUUUUGCUAGCAUUGAAAGUUUUCAUUUUAGCUGAAUCCUUAGGCGGUUACGAAUCGCUAGCCGAAUUGCCAUCUUUAAUGACGCACGAGUCCGUGCCGGAAGAUAUGCGAGCAAAGUUAGGCAUAACUGAUCAAUUAAUACGAUUAUCCGUUGGCCUUGAAACCGAAGAUGAUCUCAUAGCUGAUCUCAAACAAGCAUUGGACGCUUAAUUGUUAAUGAAUUAACGAAGAAUUGUCAAGCAUUUCUGAAUAUGCAGAUAAAUGUAUUUUCAAGUUCAAAAACAAAAUAAAUUACAACAAUGAACGAUUAGAUAAUGAGCUCAAAUAAUUUAAACAAAGUAAUAA
Molecule: messenger RNA, 1359 nt
Organism: Mycetomoellerius zeteki
Lineage: Eukaryota; Metazoa; Arthropoda; Insecta; Hymenoptera; Formicidae
Product: putative cystathionine gamma-lyase 2
Exons: 8
Coding region: 76-1224 (382 amino acids)
Biological process (GO): transsulfuration
Cellular component (GO): cytoplasm
Molecular function (GO): pyridoxal phosphate binding; cystathionine gamma-lyase activity
Source: RefSeq, a predicted model, not a curated record